Messenger RNA from Contarinia nasturtii (swede midge), 3190 nucleotides. RefSeq names its product nardilysin-like. Lineage: Eukaryota; Metazoa; Arthropoda; Insecta; Diptera; Cecidomyiidae. Gene Ontology annotation, molecular function: metalloendopeptidase activity; metal ion binding. The transcript has 6 exons. Gene Ontology annotation, biological process: proteolysis. The record is from RefSeq and is a predicted model, not a curated record. Bases 48 to 3047 code for a protein of 999 amino acids.
UUAGCUAAGUUCAGUAGUUGAAACGUUGCUAAUAAAUAAAAAUCGAAAUGCAUUCUGUUGAGAUUUUGGAAACGCCCGAUAAAUCAGAAAAUGAUAAAAAAUUAUAUCGUGUAAUUCGGCUGGAAAAUGGGCUAAAAGCUCUUUUAAUUUCGGAUCCAAAACAAAAAACUGCAGCAAUUACCAGUGCAGUCGAGUCAGACUCAAGUGAUAAUACAGUGAGUGAGCAAACUAAUGACGAAGAAAAGGUGACAAAAUUGGCUGCAUGCUGUCUUUGCGUCGAUGUUGGUAGCUCCUCCGAUCCACGGGAGAUUCAAGGAUUAGCACAUUUUCUAGAACACAUGGUUUUUUUGGGCUCCGAAAAAUAUCCAAAUGAGGAUGAAUUUGAUGAAAUCAUGCAAAAAUCUGGUGGUCGUUCCAAUGCAGAAACUAGAUUGGAUGAAACGUUCUUUCAUUUUGAUACUCGACUAGAAUUUUUGGAUGACGCUUUGGAUUGUUUUUCACAAUUUUUCAAAGCACCACUCAUGUUAAAGGCAGCCAUGACUCGUGAACGUGAAGCAGUGGAAUCAGAGUUCGCUCUUCAUAAAAACGAUAGAGGCGUUAGGCUUGAAAGGUUAUUAUCAUCUGUGAUUGGUUCACCAUUACAUCCGUCGAGUGCUUUUACUUGUGGCAACUUGGAAACUCUUAAAAACAACAUUGCCGAUGAUGUUUUAUAUCAAAAAUUACAUGACUUUAGAAAAAGACACUAUUCCGCCAAUCGUAUGUAUCUUUGUCUGCAGUCGAGCCAACAUCUGGACGAUUUACAGGAAAUGGCAAACCGACACUUUUCAACUAUUCCAAAUAAUCACUUGGCUGGCGAUGAUUUUUCGCAAUUCAAUCACCUCAAUGCGUUUCAAUCGAAAUUCUAUGAAAAAGUCUACUUUGUAGAAUCAAUCGAUAACAUUUCACAAAUAGAUAUUACUUGGUGUUUGGAGCCGAUGAUACAACAUUUCAAAUGCAAUCCGGAUAUAUACAUCAGUCAAAUUUUAGGGCACGAAGGGGAAGGCAGUCUGUUGAGCUAUUUGCGAAAGAAAUUAUGGGCUGUAAAUUUAUAUGCGACACCCGAAACAACGAAACUAUAUUCCCUUUUCAAAAUAUACGUUCAUUUGACUGAGGAUGGAUUUGAUCAUUUGGAUGACGUUUUACAAGCAAUAUUCUCGUAUUUAAAGCUACUUCAAAUGUCCGGACCAAAUGAGCGUAUAUUCCGUGAACUUCAAACCAUGGCAUUCAAUUCAUUUCGGUUCCAAAAUGAAGAUCCUGCUUUUGAUAAUGUUGCAUCUCAAGCAAUAAAACUCAAGCAAUAUCCACUCAAAAACAUUCUGACUGGUGACACAUUAUAUUUCGAAUAUAAUGCCAAUGUCAUUCAAAAAAUAAUCGAUGAACUCAAUUCGCGCAAAUUCAAUAUCAUGGUUACAACUUCACGAAAAUACAGUGAAAAUAUCGCAUAUGAACUGACCGAAAAAUGGUGUGGCACAAUGUAUUCGGAGAUUGAUAUGCCGGAAAAAUGGUUUUUAUUAUGGAAAAAUGCAACACCGUUCCCGGAAUUUGCACUGCCCGGACCGAAUACAUUUAUUGCGGAUGAUUUUACCAUUUCAUACGAAGAAAAGCACCAAAUAUCAAAGUAUCCAACGAAAAUUCUCGAUAAUAAUUUGUGUGAAUUGUGGUUUCGACAAGAUGAUACAUUUUUGCUGCCAACGGCUUGUUAUAAUUUUUAUUUCAUGAUACCGAACGCAACAUCAACAAUUGAAAAUACGAUUCAAAUGACACUCUUGUCAAUGUUGUUGAAACAUCAAUUUGUGGAGAAAUUAUAUCCGGCCACUCUUGCGGGCUUGGAGUACAAUUGCAAUUACAUUGGUAUGGGACUUUGUCUUAAGGUUUCUGGAUUUAAUCAAAAACUACACCUAAUUGUCGAUGUAUUCUGCAAGUGUUUGAAAUCAUUAGCAGAUGAUAUUACCGAAAAACAGUUCAAGGUUUUUGUUGAGCAGUUUAUCGAUGACUCCGAAAUUGAUCUCCUGGAUACAGAAUUGCUUCGUUCGAAUGUCAUUAAAUCACAUAUUCACCCUGUAUACAAGAAAAAUCAACGCAUUCGAUCCCUAAAAUUCGCCGAAUUUCAGCAAUUUUGUCGAAAAUACGGUGAUCAGAUGAGGAUAAAGGCCUUAAUGCAAGGGAAUCUAACUGAAGAUCAUGCGCUUAACAUCAUGCAUAACGUUUUGAAUGAACUUAAAUAUGGCAAAGUCGAAGAUCUAUCGUUAUUCGAGUUGCGAACAGCCAAGUUGCCCGUUGGCGUAAAUUAUUUGCGAUGUAAAGCAUUUGAUCGCAAAGAUGUUAAUACGGAGAUUACGAAUUUCUAUCAAAUCGGUCCAAUUUCGCAUCGUACGCAAGUUAUGAUUGAUUUAUUGGCGCAGAUCGCGAGUGAACCUCUUUUCGAUACGCUUCGAACUAAGGAACAACUGUCCUAUGAUGUUACAUUUAAUCUGAAAAACGAUAAUGGAAUUUUAGGGUACAGUAUUACUGUUUUUUCACAAGAGUCGAAAUUUUCCGUUGAUUAUGUGGACGAACGAAUUGAACAUUUUCGCACUGAAUUGAUCACUAUCAUUGAAACAAUUCCAAACGAUGAUUUUGAUGCCAUCAAAGCUUCACUUUCCAAAACUAAAAUGAGCCAAGAUAAUGAAUUGAACGAAGAAGUUCGAAGAAAUUGGUAUGAAAUAACAAGCGCUGAAUAUGUAUUCGACAGGCGACACAAAGAGGUGGAGCAUUUAUCGACGAUCACCAAAUCACAGUUAUUGGAAUUUUAUCGAACAUAUCAUGACAACGAAGAGAGGAAAUUAUCAGUUCAAGUCAUUGGCAAUGUUCAAAACAAUGCAAAUGAAGUCGACACGGAUCUUGUAGAAAAUUAUGAUUCGGAAAAAUUCAAUAAUCUCAAUUAUGUGAAUUUAAUUCAAAAUUUAUUGCAGUUCAAACAAAGUCUUGACAUUUAUCCGAUCGCCAAAACAAAUUCUCCUUUAGUUUAGAUUUUAACUUUUCAUAACUGUGAAGAUGAUGUUGUCCUAGAUGUUGUCAUCAGAGAGAAAUAUGUUAGUAAAAUCAAUGAAAUCAAUUUUGAGUUUUUAUAUUUGUCACCAUUUGAUAUGAAUAAAAUACGCUUGAAUCUUAA